Canariomyces notabilis is the source of this 2628-nucleotide messenger RNA. RefSeq lists its product as uncharacterized. The transcript is spliced from 2 exons. Gene Ontology annotation, biological process: vesicle-mediated transport. The coding region runs from base 1 to 2628 and encodes 875 amino acids. Gene Ontology annotation, cellular component: intracellular membrane-bounded organelle; Mon1-Ccz1 complex. NCBI's taxonomy places the organism in Eukaryota, Fungi, Ascomycota, Sordariomycetes, Sordariales, Chaetomiaceae. The record is from RefSeq and is a predicted model, not a curated record.
AUGGUCAACACGCUACCACCCAGAACUGCUGGUAUUGUCCCUGCCCAGCUUGGGUUCCUCGCCAUCUACAACCCCAGCCUGGGCACCACCGAUGAGACAGUCGACGACCAGAUCGUCUACUAUGCCUCGGCCAGCACCCUGACCAGCCAUAAACGGCGCCACCGUCACCGCUCGAAUAACAAGGACGCGGCCCGCCCAACCGACGCCGUCUCCAGGGAGGAGCGCAAUGAGCGGCUGAGGCAGAUCGGCCUCGCCCAGGCCAUGGUCGAGUUUGCCCGAAGCUUCUCCGGCGGCAAGCCCGUCGACUCGAUCGACACGGAGCGCACCCGUGUGGUGCUCCACGAGCUGGAGCCCGGGUGGUGGAUUCUUGCUUCCGUUGACCUCACCCGUCUGCCCCUGCCAGAAAGCAAGGCCGGUGGUGCUCGUGCUCCCUCAUCGUCCUCCUCCUCUGCUGCGCCGGCGCCAAGCCAAAGCCAAAGCCAAGGUCCGGCUGCCCCCCGGGAGUCAUCAUCUCCGGGCGAGGAAAAGGCCGAGUACUCGUCGCGCGAAGUCAAGCCGGCCGAGCUGCUGCUGCAGGACCUGCUGCGCGCCCACUCGGUGUUUCUCCUGCACAACGCCGGCUCGCUGUCUGAUUUGUUCGCGCGGACAACCCCCCACGCCGCCUUUGUGUCUGUCCUUGCCCGCUACUGGGACCCGUUCCUCGCGACCUGGAAUGUGCUCCUGCACGGCAACCCGGCCUGCAGCGUGCUGGGCGGCAUCAAGAUUGCCGCGAGCGGCGAACUCGGCAUGGGCGUCGGCGAGGAGGACCGCGGCAGCGGCGAGCGGGAAGUGCUCGAGGGACUGGUGGACAGGGUUGAAGGGCUGGUCGACCUCGUUGUGGGCCGGUAUGGGCAGGCCGGCCAGGUUCCUACCGCCAUGCGGGGUGGUGAGGAGGGUAAGGGGAAGGGAGGGGUGGACGAGAAUUCGGCUGACGCUGAGGCUGGGCAGUGGCUUGGAAUAGGGAAUGAGCCCGGCACCGAGGAUGGCGCCGUGUUCCUCGGCGUCGGGGCGCUCUCCCGACACUCUCUCCGCGCCGUCACGUACUGGAUGGAGGAUGUGUAUACGUGGGGAGAGAAUGCGUAUGGUGUUCAUAACGGUGUGAGUGCCACGAGACGGCAGGAAAAGCGGCGGAAAGCGGCGGGCAGGAGAGCGGGUGUUAUGCAAAUCACCCCGACCAGAGAGGACAGGGAAUCGCGGCAGCAAGGGAAAUCUAACCCGGAAGAGCCGCCAGCAACUAGCGGCGCCCUGGAAAGGGAUGAGAACGAUAAGACGAGUGGUGCUGCCGAGAUUCCCCCGGAAGCUGGGAAAGGGGAGCGUGGCAUGGACAAGAUCUUUAGCUACCUCAAGCUGGGCUACGGCACUUCGUGGUCUCUGGGCUCAUCUACGCCGUCAGGGCAGUCAGAUACAGACAGCGGCUCAGCGAACAAAUCGGAUCCCGUUGAGGACGCGCGCUCCCAUAAACCUCUGAAGGAACUCGAUGCUGGCCACUUUCUGCUCGGCCUAACCGAGGAUGUUGGCGAGCUAAAUCAGUCAGAGUCGCCGCGGCAUACCCCCAUCGCAGAUCCUAGGACUGUCUUUGUUGAGCUCGAUUCUCACGCCGACAAUCACCCACAGUCAGAAGGCCCUGGCGAUCUCAGUAUUGAGGGCAAACAGCCGGAUUCCCAUGACACCCACCACGACAACAAGACCGCCACCCUUCGCCCCGCCAUCUAUGUCAACAGACCAUUCAUCUACGUCUUCCUCUUCCGCACCACGCCCAGCCCUGCAGCCAAAACAUGGAACUGGCCUGCCCUCUCCGAGUCUUUGCACACACACCUCUCAGCCCUGCAGAAACCGCUCCUCAUCUCGACCGCCUACCGCCCAGCAAAACCAGACACGGGCCUCCCCUCCGCCCCAAGAACCCAGAUCUACGACCUGGUCUUUGACCCGGCAACACUCACAAUCCACUCCACCAUCCCCAACAUUCCCGAGCCGGUUUUGACCAACACUACAACCCCCGGCCCGCCGAUUCUGCUACCGCCACCACAAUCGCAAAACAAACAUCAGCAGCAGCAGCAGCAGCAGGUGUGGACAAGAGUCGAAGCGCUCAACACACACAACCAGAUCCUGAAUCUCUACACCGCCACCCGAAGCGACAACCACAACCAGGAUCACCCGGUGCAAAUGGAACGGACCUGCAAAACCAGCCGCGGAUGGUGGGUUGUCUGGAACAGAGUGCUCGAGUACAACCCCCCUCAGCAGCAGCAGCAGCAACAAGUGUCUUCUGGUGGUGGUGGUUCGGAGGCGGACGGGGAUGAGGAUCAAGAUCAGGAAAAGAGCAGGGUUGUGGCUGCGGGGGGUAAGGAGGUCUUUCUGAUUCGAAGGGCGAGCGAUCACGCCGCUGGCGGCGGCGGCGGUGGUAUUACUGGUGGGGGUCUGGGAGUGGGGGGUGGUAAUGCUGGUGGUGGUGGUGGUGGUGGUGGUGGUGGUGGUGGUGUUGGGACCGGGUGGAUGGUGGUGGACGGUGCGAGCCGUCUGGCACAGGGCACGCUGGGGAUUGGGGUGGAUACCAGACGGUAUAUCGAGGGGUUGUUGAGUUUGAAUCGGUAA